CGCACGCCCACCGCCGGGAGGAUGGGCUGCGGGCGGCGGCGCGGCAGCCCCUGAGCUCCCCGAAGCCGCGGAAACAAAGGGACCGAGCAGCGGCAGCACCGGGCCGGGGUGGAUGCAAGCAACCAUGAAAGGCUGGGUCUCCGCCUCCUCCGCUGCUGCCAGAGAGCUGCCGGCUGCCGCUGCUCGGAGGACUACCCUGUGAAGGGGGCGGAGGAGAGGCUGGCUGGGUUCGCCGUGCAAAGGUAGAAGGUGUAAGGGAGAGGCGGAAAGAAAAUGUCUUCUUCGGUGGGGCCCCGCGGCCCUCGCCCGCCCACGGUGCCCCCCCCGAUGCAGGAGCUGCCCGACCUGAGCCACCUGACAGAGGAGGAGAGGAACAUCAUCAUGGCAGUGAUGGACCGGCAGAAAGAGGAGGAAGAAAAAGAAGAGGCCAUGCUCAAGAGGUUGCAUCAACAAUUUGAAAGCUAUAAAGAGCAAGUAAGAAAGAUAGGGGAAGAAGCUCGCCGUUACCAGGGAGAGCACAAGGAUGAUGCUCCAACAUGUGGAAUCUGUCAUAAAACAAAGUUUGCAGAUGGUUGUGGCCAUUUAUGCUCUUAUUGCCGGACCAAGUUCUGUGCUCGAUGUGGAGGUCGUGUCUCUCUGCGAUCAAACAAUGUUAUGUGGGUAUGCAAUUUAUGUCGAAAGCAACAAGAAAUCCUAACGAAAUCUGGAGCGUGGUUUUUUGGAAGUGGACCACAGCCCUCACCCAGUCAGGACGGAACACUGAGUGAUACGGCCACUGGCGCCAGCUCGGAUACACCGAGAGAAAAGAAAGCAAGACUUCAAGAGCGAUCGAGGUCUCAGACUCCCUUAAGUACAGCAGCUGCCUCAUCACAGGAAAUCUCUUCUUCCAGUGUGCAGCCUGACCGUAGGAAAGGAGCAGAAGUGUCGCAGCCGGCUAUGGGCCCGGACCAAAAGCAAGCUUCGAGGUCUAGAAGUGAACCUCCAAAAGAGAGGAAGAAGGCAGUAUUGGUUUCUGACCAGAAUGGCAAAGUUGCAAAGAGUGAGCGUAAGCGUGUGCCAAAAUCCUCACUUCAAAAAGAAGGACCAACAGAUGACAGGGAGCGUAAAGAGCGGCAUGAAGGUAGAAGGCUGGAGAAAGGCAAGUCACAGGAUUACCCAGACUUGCCAGAGAAACUUGAGGAAGGCAAAGUGCCUGAUGAUGAAAAACAAAGGAAGGAAGAUGAAUAUCAUACCCGUUACAGGAGUGACCCCAAUCUGGCAAGAUAUCCUGUAAAACCACACCCUGAGGAGCAGCAGAUGCGCAUGCACGCGAAAGUUUCUAAAGCACGACACGAGAGAAGACACAGUGAUGUAGCUUUGCCACACACAGAAAUGGAGGAAGCGGAGGUACCUGAGAAUAAAUUAGGAAAACGCUCACAAUUACAGGGAACUCAGGACAGAAAAUCUCUUGUGGAAACUCAGAGGUCGUACUCUAUAGACAGAACAGGUGAUGUAAGAAUUUCUGUUUCUAAACAAUUAACUAAUCAUAGCCCACCAACUCCCAGGCAUAGUCCAGUUCCUAUAGAACACGUAGAAUACAAGAACCACGAUUCCUUUAUAAAACAGAGCCGCCUUGAUCCUAGCUCUGCUAUUCUCAUGCGAAAAGCAAAGCGGGAGAAAAUGGAGACCAUGCUAAGGAAUGAUUCCCUUAGCUCUGACCAGUCGGAAUCAGUGCGGCCAUCCCCUCCAAAGCCUCAUAGAGCAAAAAGAGGCGGAAAGAAAAGGCAGAUGUCAGUUAGUAGCUCAGAGGAAGAAGGGGCAUCAACACCAGAAUAUACUAGCUGUGAAGAUGUGGAGAUAGAAAGUGAAAGUGUCAGUGAAAAAGGUGACUUGGAUUAUUACUGGCUGGAUCCUGCCACGUGGCACAGCAGGGAGACGUCCCCUAUUAGUUCGCAUCCCGUAACGUGGCAGCCUUCCAAAGAGGGAGAUCGCUUAAUUGGGCGUGUUAUUCUUAACAAGAGAACAACCAUGCCUAAAGAAUCAGGUGCAUUGCUGGGGCUAAAAGUUGUUGGAGGAAAAAUGACGGAAUUAGGACGACUCGGUGCCUUCAUUACCAAAGUGAAGAAAGGUAGCUUGGCUGAUGUGGUAGGGCAUCUCAGAGCAGGGGAUGAAGUUCUAGAAUGGAAUGGUAAACCCUUGCCUGGAGCUACAAAUGAAGAAGUUUACAACAUUAUUUUAGAAUCAAAAUCAGAACCUCAAGUUGAAAUCAUUGUUUCAAGGCCUAUUGGUGAUAUUCCACGGAUUCCAGAGACUUCCCACCCCCCAUUAGAGUCUAGUUCAAGUUCUUUUGAAUCUCAGAAGAUGGAAAGGCCUUCUAUUUCUGUUAUAUCUCCAACUAGCCCUGGAGCCCUACGGGAUGCACCUCAGGUCCUACCAGGGCAGCUUUCUGUUAAACUAUGGUAUGACAAAGUGGGACAUCAGUUAAUAGUAAAUGUUCUACAAGCAACAGAUUUGCCAGCAAGAGUAGAUGGACGCCCCAGAAAUCCCUAUGUAAAAAUGUAUUUUCUUCCAGACAGAAGCGAUAAAAGUAAAAGAAGGACCAAAACAGUAAAGAAAAGUCUAGAGCCAAAAUGGAAUCAAACUUUUCUCUACUCACAUGUACAUCGUAGAGAUUUUAGAGAACGAAUGCUUGAAAUUACUGUAUGGGAUCAGCCAAGAGUACAAGAAGAAGAGAGUGAAUUUCUUGGAGAGAUUCUUAUAGAGCUGGAGACAGCACUUUUAGAUGAUGAACCACAUUGGUAUAAGCUACAGACACAUGAUGAAUCUUCGCUACCUCUGCCUCAGCCAUCACCAUUCAUGCCAAGAAGACAUGUUCAUGGAGAAAGCACUAGCAAAAAAUUACAAAGUUAUAGGUCUAGUACUAGAGAAAGCAAAUCCACAACGCUAACUGUGCCAGAACAGCAAAGAACAACAACACAUCAUCGUUCACGUUCUGUGUCUCCUCACCGUGGUGACGAUCAGGGCAGGCCCCGUUCACGUUUACCAAAUGUGCCAUUACAGAGGAGUUUAGAUGAAAUUCAUCAAAUGAGAAGAUCACGUUCUCCAACUAGACACCAUGAUGCCUCCAGAACUCCAGUUGAUUACAGAUCCAGAGAGAUGGAUAGUCAGUAUUUGUCUGAUCAAGAAAGUGAGCUUCUUAUGCUGCCCAGAGCAAAGCGAGGAAGAAGUGCAGAGUGCCUACAUACCAUCAGAAGUUCUGUUAGGCACUAUAAAACAUUACCACCCAAGAUGCCUUUACUAGAAAAUGUUACUCAUUGGAACCUAUACAGUGAACUGCAGCCCUCCCUUGACAGGGCUAGGAGUGCUAGUACCAACUGCUUGAGACCAGAUACUAGUUUGCAUUCACCAGAACGAGAAAGGCAGUCCAGAAAAGUGGAAAGAUAUAGCAGCCAAAAACAAACUAGGAAAGGCCCCGCAGCUGAAACAGAAAGAACACAUCAGCAAGGAAGUCCCACGCAGUCUCCUCCUGCAGACACCUCCUUCAGCAGUCGUAGGGGAAGACAGCUACCACAAGUUCCAGUAAGAAGUGGCAGUAUAGAGCAAGAGCAAGAGAAUUUUAACUCUCCCACAAAAGCAAGCUUAGUAGUGGAGGAGCGAACGAGACAGAUGAAAAUGAAAAUGCACCGUUAUAAUCAGACAUCAGGGUCUGGUUCUAGCCAAGAACAUGAGCGUGAGCAAUAUACCAAGUAUAAUAUACAAACAGAUCAGUACAGAAGUUGUGAUAACGUCUCUGCCAAAUCAUCAGAUAGUGAUGUCAGUGAUGUGUCAGCCAUUUCCCGAACCAGCAGUGCCUCUCGCCUCAGCAGCACAAGUUUUAUGUCAGAGCAAUCUGAGCGCCCUCGAGGCAGGAUCAGUACAUUUACUCCUAAAAUGCAAGGCAGACGGAUGGGGACUUCAGGGAGAAUCACUAAGAGCACAAGUGUGAGCGGAGAGAUGUAUAAGCUGGAGCACAUUGAUGGGAGUCAGUCGGACACGGCUGUCGGCAUGGUUGGAACAGGUGGGAAGAAAAGGCGUUCCAGCUUUAGUGCCAAAGUGGUUGCCAUAGUGUCUCGAAGGAGCAGAAGCACAUCUCAGCUUAGUCAAACAGAGGCUGGCAGCAAGAAGCUAAAGAGCACGAUACAGAGAAGCACAGAAACAGGAAUGGCAGCAGAGAUGAGAAGUCGUAUGGUUCGACAGCCAAGUCGAGAAUCCACUGAUGGCAGCAUAAAUAGCUACAGCUCCGAGGGCAACUUAAUAUUUCCUGGAGUACGGCUGGGUGCUGACAGUCAGUUCAGUGAUUUCCUCGAUGGACUGGGACCUGCACAGUUAGUAGGCCGACAAACACUAGCAACCCCUGCCAUGGGUGACAUCCAGAUUGGAAUGGUGGAUAAAAAAGGCCAGUUAGAAGUAGAAGUCAUUAGAGCCCGUGGCCUCACACAAAAACCUGGCUCCAAAUCUACCCCAGCUCCAUAUGUCAAAGUGUAUUUACUGGAAAAUGGAGCAUGUAUAGCUAAGAAGAAGACAAGAAUUGCAAGGAAGACGCUAGAUCCUCUGUACCAACAGACACUGGUUUUUGAGGAAAGUCCACAGGGUAAAGUCCUUCAGGUAAUAGUUUGGGGAGACUAUGGCCGAAUGGACCACAAAUGCUUCAUGGGAGUUGCCCAGAUCCUUCUGGAGGAACUGGAUCUGUCCAGUGUGGUAAUAGGCUGGUAUAAAUUAUUUCCACCUUCAUCACUAGUGGAUCCAACAUUGACUCCCCUGACACGUAGGGCUUCCCAGUCAUCUCUGGAAAGUUCAACUGGGCCUCCCUGCAUUAGAUCAUAGUAGCAGGUGCUGUCAAUUCAAAACAUCACCCAGGAUAACAGUUGGAACCAGACAUUCACAUGAUCAAGAAACACUGUUGGAGAGAGACAAUCACUUCCGUUUUUGCUUGUAGUAGUUAUCCAAACAUAUGUCUGUCUGUUGAGAGAUGGCUUAAAUUGACAGAACAAAGGUGUAUCACAUACAGCUAAUCUAUUAGCAGCUAUCACUGAUGCUUAUAAUGAUUAAAAAAAAAAAAAAAAAAGAAAAAAAAAUGAAAGAAAGAAAGGAAAAAGAAAAAAGAGAGGGACCUUUAGAUUCGACCUAAGUCAAAGAUGACCCAAACUGGAAGCUCUCACUGUGUUAACAAUGUUGUAUUUUUCACAUUUUGAGAGAGCCCUCAAGCAGUGUUACCUUCCUGGUGUUUCAGCAGUUUUUCUGUACUUGUCACUUCCACUACUUUUUUGCCACAUGAUUAUGCUAGUUUUGUAGAAGUCCUCACAAUGCUAACAGAGACCCUUCCUUUCUUUUUCUAAACCAAACAAAAAAGGGCUGAAGCAUAUCUCUGUAAGCAUCGUUAAAGUGUUCAACAGCCACAGUUACAAUUCCAGCGAGUUCAAAUAGUUUCUCAGUUCUGGUACUUACAAGUCAUGUGGGAACCCAGAACAAAUGACCAAUAUAAGUUACGCUAUUAAAAAUAAAAAUCAUCACAGUGCCACUUUUUCUUUGUAAAAAGCAGAUACAUUUGCAUUAUAUAUAUAUAAAAUAACUUUUCUGUUUAUGAUGUUUUGCAUGGAAGAAUUUUGAAGAAUUCUGCAACUACUGCUGGGGACUGGUAUAAAGCAGCUUUAGUCUUAAUUUUGACAUUGACUAUGUUACUGGUAAUGCAAUUUUCCUCCUAGAAAUGGAGAGGAAAUACUUACGUUUCUGUGUAUAAAUGUAUAUUUGACUUCCCAAAAUGUUGACCAGGAAUGAAUUGAGCAUAUGACACUUUCAGCUGUACCCAGGCUUCUCUGAUGUGUGUCGCUUCAGACGCACCUGUCUGCCCUGGAUAGAGCAUGGUAUGAGUUGUUCAAUGUUUCACUGGAAAUUCCAGUUGAAAUAUUCUGCACUUACUAAUGUUUUUAUCAAAUUUUAGUUUACAUUUCUUUGAGAUUGAUGCAAGCACAAGGCUUGAUUUUUUAACGCAAGAUAUCUUACUUUUUGGAGAAAAAAAAUCAAAUUUCAAUUUGCUUUUUAUUCAUUUGAGUUCUUCUUGGCCUUGAAAUCCCUUGUGAUAUCCUGUAAAUGUGCGAAGAACUGCAGAUUCCUGCAGGUGCAUUGAUAUGUUUCCCCUCCUUUUACAGGCCAUUCAAUUUUGUGAUCACACAAAUAGAGCAGCAUGACUUGGAACUGUUCAAAGCUGCAUGCACGUUUUGUAAAAAGAGAUGAAAAAGGUUAUUUAAUAAUGUAUGUUAGUUCCACAUAGGCCAGCUUGUAUGUUGCAUGUACUUGUACAGUUUGCUCGUAAUUACUAUACUGAAGUAACCAAGAAAUCUAAGCCAUCCAUUUUUCUUAUAGACAUUUUGCAGGUUUUAGCCAGGCUAGGUCUGUGGGUCUGGUGCUAAAUGUCUAUAGAUGGACUUUAUUUUUUACCCUAUGGAAAACGUGAUGUAGUACGGACCAAAUUCCUUCUAAUAACUAUUUUGGUGUAGAUUCCUAUUGUGGGGCUGUAACACAUGUAGAAACUGUGUACACACUAGGUUUUAAUUCAUAGACAUACUGCCUGCACCAAGUGAACUAUUUAUUAUUACUCAACACAUGGGAAUUAUUCUGCCCAUCUUUCCAUAGGGCACAGAUUGGUUACUGCUCGACCUGCUGAGCAGGAAGAACUCAAGCAUUGGUGCACUACUACUAGAUCCUGUUCUGUCUUAGUGGCCAAAAACCAACUAGCUAUAAUUCAAUAGUAUCUUUCUAUUUUGACCACUUGUCUUAACACUCCCCUGUGCUUUUAAAUGAACUUCCAACUCAUGUUAUGUAAACAUGUUUAAUAAAAUUUCCUUUUCAUGUCCAGUGUAGUAGUUGUGCUCUCUGUAUGUUCUGAGGUUCAUCUGUGAUUCUGCUUGCUGCAGGACUGUGUGAUAUGUGUUAAGGAACAGUAAAAUAAGUAAUUUCUAUGGUUCUUUUGAUUGCUGUAAUAGUGUAUGUUGAAAUCUGGGGCCAAAAACUGAGGCCUGGUGAAAGUCAUGUUUGGUCGGCUUCCUUUUCCCUGAGAAAGCAGCCAAAUUGUGCUCUCAUUUGUUGAAGCAGGCAAAUUGAAGUUU
Poecile atricapillus (Black-capped chickadee) is the source of this 7121-nucleotide messenger RNA. RefSeq names its product regulating synaptic membrane exocytosis 1 (gene RIMS1). Gene Ontology annotation, biological process: regulation of membrane potential; intracellular protein transport; regulation of synaptic plasticity. Gene Ontology annotation, cellular component: presynaptic membrane; cytoskeleton of presynaptic active zone. The record is from RefSeq and is a predicted model, not a curated record. The transcript has 29 exons. Gene Ontology annotation, molecular function: transmembrane transporter binding; small GTPase binding. Lineage: Eukaryota; Metazoa; Chordata; Aves; Passeriformes; Paridae. Bases 274 to 4842 code for a protein of 1522 amino acids.